Colletotrichum costaricense is the source of this 1419-nucleotide messenger RNA. RefSeq lists its product as uncharacterized. The transcript is spliced from 3 exons. The coding region runs from base 1 to 1419 and encodes 472 amino acids. NCBI's taxonomy places the organism in Eukaryota, Fungi, Ascomycota, Sordariomycetes, Glomerellales, Glomerellaceae. The record is from RefSeq and is a predicted model, not a curated record.
AUGGUCGCACCUUUCGACACCAGGCUCGGGCCCAUUCUCAAGACCAUUGACGAGAAUUACGCCAUCUUGAGACAAGAAGCUGAAAUUCAGUCCAUGAUAUAUCAGUUUCAACGAUACUGCAGUAUGCAGAGAGAUCUAUUUGAGAUCAAAGAAGAUCAUGGGCGAAUCAUUGGAGUACUAGAAGAGAUAAUUCGUAGGGAUGACAUGGAUCGAGAAAGAAGAAGCAAAACGAUAGAUGCAUCUGAGAAUCUUGACCGGAAACUUCUGAAACCGCCCGAGCUCGAGAUAUGCGAUGAUUUCUUUCAGGACCUACUUCCCCUGGACAGAAAUCUACAUCAAGUCCACCUCCAAUUAGAUCUGCUUCCAAUGUCUUAUUUGGUAGAGAGCAGCAAUGUCCUUCGUCUUCCUUCAUUCCAGUCAUGGCUAAGCAGUUCAAAAUCUGGUCUUCUGUGGGUAGAUGGGUAUAAGAUACCUCGCCGCCCUAGCUGGACGACGGACUUGUCUCAAAAGAUUGUGCGUGCAGCUACGGAGAGCGGCUACGAUACACUUUCGUAUUUCGGGAGCCUACAUCGAGGGAGUGACGACGAUACACCAAAGCCGCGCGCUCUCGUACAGAGCCUGCUUUUCGGCAUGCUUCAGAAGUUUCCAACAGUGACUUCACAUGGCGAUCCAGAGCUACUCAACGCCGAGAUCUUCGUUGCUGCUAAGACAGACCUGGACCUUUCAUGGAGAAUUUUCGUGGAAUGUCUGCGCGCUCUUCCAUCUUCCACCAUCUACAUCAUGAUAGAAGGCGUUGAUCACUUCACCAUGGCUGGGGAUCAAGCUACCGAUUUCGAAUCUUUGCUGAAACGCCUAAGCACAUUGUCAGCUGCUCUAUUGGAUGAUAAAGUAGUCAAGCUUGCCUUGACGUCUGUUCGACCAAGCGCAGGAUUUCAGCACCUGUUUCCCAACCUAGAGAGACUCGAGGUUUAUCAUGACCACAAGCUACUUAUACGCGUGCCAGCUGCAGCCGCGCGAAGACGCAAACCCCGAUCAAAGUUACAGAAGAAGAGACAAUCGCCCCUUUAUUCCCCAGGACCAACGUUGGAGCCAGAACCGACUGAUAUGGGUAGCGACUUUGCCCCUUCUGACUCAAGUGUGGACAGAGGCGGCAAUGUCAGCGACUCAAGCUCAGACUUCGAUAUCUUUGGUCAAGGCAAGAGGGAGAUAGGCCGUGUGAGAUCCUCUUGGUCAAGUCCGACUCCUGAACAUGGCCGGGCGAGUCCUCUUCAACUUGAUUCGGAGAAGAAGGCGAAGUUGACGGGAGAACAAGAGGCCGAGGAUUCCGACAGCUCAUUCGAAAUAUAUGAGGCGCCUACUGCUGCGUUGCCUGACCAAAGGCCAGCCAGCGAAGGAGACCUUUCGGAUUUUGCACCAUGA